This is a messenger RNA of Mycetomoellerius zeteki, 2599 nucleotides long. RefSeq names its product insulin-like growth factor-binding protein complex acid labile subunit. Gene Ontology annotation, molecular function: protein binding. Lineage: Eukaryota; Metazoa; Arthropoda; Insecta; Hymenoptera; Formicidae. The transcript has 6 exons. The record is from RefSeq and is a predicted model, not a curated record. Bases 222 to 2576 code for a protein of 784 amino acids. Gene Ontology annotation, cellular component: extracellular matrix.
UUCGGAGAACCAGUACGCUCGGUCAUCGAUUCGGAGCGAGAGAAUUUUUGGUGAGCGAUCUUAUUCUCUCGUAUAACUUCCGCCGUACGUAACAAAGAUUUCGACGUUGGCAAUGUGCGAUCGGGAGGCCACAAAUGUCAUUUCGGAGGCGAAUUGAAUUGCAAGAAUGUGGGCCACGCGCAAUUAUUCGAUCUGACUCGCCUCAGUGAUGAAAAAGAAACAUGGAGGAACGAUCAAUGAGACAUCGCGGCGUGUUUUUUGCAUUGCUGAUCACGUGGCUAACAAUUCUGUCAAUUACGAGGUGUCAAAGCAUAUGUCCUGACAGAUGUCUGUGCCGCCUUAACCAAUUACCUAGAACCAUCGAGUGUUCGAAGCAAGGAAUACUGAUAUUUCCUGAAAAUAUUAAUGAUGUGGUCGAGCAUCUGGAUUUGUCGAAUAAUCGUAUAAGUAAGAUCACCGACGAAGUCAAUCGGCUGAUUGAUCUACAGUACCUAAAUCUGGCCAAGAAUCAGCUCAAGUCCUUGCCGAAUAUUGAAGAAUUAAGAAAGCUUCGUAGACUAGAUCUAUCAGACAACCUCAUCGCAAAUACGGCAGAUAUUGCUUCCAUUAGCCAGCUACCAUCCCUAGCAGUUCUAUACAUCUCAAGGAAUCUAUUACCUGACUUGAAAGGGCUAACCAGCGAAGUGCUUCAGGCAGUGGAUGCCGGUCAUUGCCUCAUAAAAGUAUUCGGCAAUGAAUCCUUGAAUGGACUAUCGGCACUGAACACUCUAAGUCUCGCAGGAAAUCCGCUGAAAAGUAUUCAAGCACCUGUCAGCGAGACAUUGCGAUGGUUGGACAUGUCUGAUUGCGCUCUAAAUUAUCUGAAUCCAGACACUUUUAUCGGAUUUCCUGAAUUAGAGGAUCUACGACUGGUCAAUAAUCCUACAUUAGCGUACAGCACUAGAUAUUCGACUUUAGAGCACCUAAAGCUAAAAAAAUUGGACGUAUCGAGAUGUAACCUUGACCGACCGGGUCUUCAUGGUUUACCGUCGUUGACGCAGGCUCGACUCUCUCACAAUAUAAUUCGUUUACUGCCAGAUCGUAUUUUCGCCAAAAACAGGCAGCUGACACACUUGUAUCUGAACUCGAACAACUUGGCGCUAUUGAAUGCCAGCACAUUUGAAGGUUUGAUGGAGCUUCAAGUACUGGAUCUAUCUGCGAACAGUCUUGGAGAAAUUCACAAGCUAACGUUCCGGGAUAACGUCGAUCUCAGAUUUCUGAAUCUUUCCUACAACUCUCUGUACCGAUUCCCAUAUCUGUCGUCUUUUGUUACGACAUUGGACCUAUCCUUCAAUCUAAUCAAUCACUUUAGGGAGAAUUCUUUAGAAGACCUGUCCAGAAUCAAAAUUCUGAAUUUGAAAGACAAUCAUCUGCAGUCGUUACCGCACGGCUUAAAUUCGAAGACGUUAAGAAUACUAGACGUGCAGAGAAACAGACUCGUCGAGUUACACAAUGACAGCUUUGCUGAAUUACCAUUAUUGCAAAAGAUCGACUUGUCAGGAAAUCGCUUGACGGAGGCGAUGCAUCCGGACAUAUUUCAAAACAAUCUACAUUUGACCACAAUCCGUUUAGAGGAUAAUCCAUGGAGAUGCGACUGUAUGCAGCUCUAUGACACCUUCGAGUACUUAACGGAACCUCCGCCCAAAACUGUAGGUUCGACUUUGAUCUGUCAAAGUCCGGCGAACGUUUCCGGCUAUUCGUGGGAAGCCGCAUGUUUCAAUGAAUGGAAUAUUAACUUGUAUUAUCCUAAAGAUAGAACUUGGGGAAUGGUAAUGAUCAGCUUGCUCAUUCUAGUCGUUCUGUGUGGCAGCGUGAUAUCGAUUAAGCACACCCUAAAGAUAAAGAGAAGAGUCCUUGAGCAGAGGCGGCAAAUAGAAUUAGCAGAAGAGAGAGAACGAUUACGACGUUCGCAAAGGAGGAAUCAGCGUUUAGAGGAUGAAAUAGAGGCAUUGGAGACUCCAGAAGAAAUCAGAAUUAAUCCUUUAGAACUAGUCAGUCCACCUAGCUAUGAGGAAGCAGUACAGAUGCAGAGACUAGUUCAUUCCAUGAAUGCUUUAAACGAGAUUUCCAUCGACAAUGGCACUUUGCGUUCUAUAAAUUCUAUGGAUAAUCUACGGACAAAGAAAAGAAGAACGAGGAGACCUCGAAAACGGACUCAGAGCGAAGAUGAUCUACUAAGACGGGAAGAACGCCGGCAGGAACGAAUCAGAAGAGAGAGAAAUAAUUCCAGUGGUAACAUAUGUGACACGGGUCAACUGCAUAAUACGAAUCCUAGAACUUCCUCGGCGCGCAGAGCCAGGAGGCAUAGCAUUGUGGACGAGACUCUCGAGUCCAGCAGUAGCAAGGACAGGCCAAGGCCGCAAACGCCUACCUCGAAGAAGAGAAAGAGAAGACAUGUGUUUAGAAACGAGCAUGUGACCGACGAUGAAGAUUCCGACGUCCAGGUAAUGAGUUCGAACCGUUCCAUUGUCAUCAAGGAACUCAAACGAGAGCCCAAGAGUGGUUACAGAGAAUCGUUUGUGGAACGCGAGUCUUAAAUUAUUUCCAUUUGUGAAUUGUU